AUGAACUUGGCUUCUUCACCAAAAAGUGCUAAACCUGCAAUGGCUGCGUUUCCUCGGUCACUUACUUCAAUUGCAGCAUCAAUGGGAGGCCUUGCAGUGUUCUUGGUUAUUGCUUCUUUGCUUUUGGUUUCAUACCCUAUAGGUUCCACGGUUCGUGGAUACUUUUACGCGAUAGAUGGCUCUAGAAAAGUGGAUUUACCCAUUUUUGAAGGCAAUCAAAGCUCCAUUGAUCAGCGCCAUGAUAAUAAUACAGAUGUGGUUGAUAAGGUUUCUUCAUCUGGGUCUGAUUUAGAACUGCCCAUUAGUUUUGGUGGUGUUAAUAAUAACAGUGUAAAUGUCGUUGAUAGUCAAUCUGGGUCUAAUUUACAAGAAUCCACUAAUGGUACAAGAAAAGAAGACCAGACCAUUUCCAAGGGCGGUUCAGUUACUUUAAGUGUCAAAGAGAAUGGCGUACAUAAAGGAUCAGAAGAGAGUAGCUCAGAUGCUGCUUCUGCAGAUUCUAAAUCAGGGAUCAAGUCAGAUAUAUCUGCUGUGCCCAGCAGCAAUGCAUCCAGAACUGGUUCCGAUGAUUCAGGAUGUGAUUUGUACCAAGGAAGUUGGUUUUACGAUUCACUGGGACCAUUAUACACAAACAACACAUGCCCUGUUCUGACACAGAUGCAGAAUUGCCAGGGAAACGGAAGGCCUGACAGGGAAUAUGAGAAUUGGCGGUGGAAACCUUCUCAGUGUAACCUCCCUAGAUUUGAUGCCAAGAAGUUUCUGGAAUUAAUGAGAGGAAAAACAAUAGCUUUUAUUGGUGACUCUGUUGCCCGAAACCAGAUGGAAUCGAUGUUGUGCCUUCUCUGGCAGGCAGAAGCUCCCAAAAACCGAGGAAAUAAAAAAAUGCAACGAUAUUUCUUUAGGUCUACAUCUACCAUGGUUGUCCGGAUAUGGUCCUCUUGGCUUGUUCACCAAACAUCACAACCUACUGACUUUGCUCCAGAGAGUGUUGUCAAACUUCACCUUGAUGCCCCGGACGAGCAUUUCAUGGAAUUCAUCCCAAAUUUUGAUGUGAUUGUUCUCUCUUCUGGACACUGGUUUGCCAAGCAGUCAGUCUAUGUCCUAAACAAUGAAGUUGUAGGAGGACAGUUGUGGUGGCCAGACAAGUCUCGUCCAAUGAAGAUUAACAAUAUUGAAGCAUUUGGGAUAUCUGUUGAGACAAUUCUCACAUCUAUUGCCACACAUCCAAAUUACACUGGGCUAACCAUUCUCCGCUCGUAUUCACCUGAUCAUUAUGAGGGUGGGGCAUGGAAUACUGGUGGAUCAUGCACUGGGAAGGAAAAGCCUCUCGCACCAGGUGAAUUAGUGGAAAAUGGCUUUACUGAAAUAAUGCACAAGAAACAGAUAGCAGGUUUUGAUCGUGCAAUUAAGAAGGUGACCAAUAAAUCGAAGUUGAGGUUGAUGGACAUCACCGAAUCCUUUGGCUAUCGCCACGAUGGACAUCCAGGUCCAUACCGAAGCCCUGACCCUAAUAAACUCACAAAACGCAGUCCAGAUGGAAGGCCACCUCCGCAGGAUUGCUUGCACUGGUGCAUGCCUGGUCCAGUUGAUACCUGGAACGAACUUGUGCUUGAAACCAUUAGAAGAGAAUUUGAGGCCAACCAAAGCUCUUCAGUAUGA
Dovyalis caffra is the source of this 1659-nucleotide messenger RNA. The record is from the annotation of a GenBank genome assembly. Lineage: Eukaryota; Viridiplantae; Streptophyta; Magnoliopsida; Malpighiales; Salicaceae.